Molecule: messenger RNA, 4760 nt
Organism: Dreissena polymorpha
Lineage: Eukaryota; Metazoa; Mollusca; Bivalvia; Myida; Dreissenidae
Product: E3 ubiquitin-protein ligase RBBP6-like
Exons: 20
Coding region: 739-4539 (1266 amino acids)
Molecular function (GO): metal ion binding
Source: RefSeq, a predicted model, not a curated record
UAUUAUAUAAUUUCUAAACUGUAACCCAUUAUAUAUCAAAAUGUAAAUUAAAAAAAAAAGACAUGAUUUAAGUGUUAAGUUCUAUCGACUAUGGUCAAUUGCUUGUAUUCAAUCCCUGAUAUAUACAUGUAGUGUGCCUUUUCUCCAACAUAAUUAAAAAUCACCUUUUACUAAGUUUUAGGUUGACUCAGAUUUCACUUGCAUCCCUGUUAUAAUGUGUAAUAAAAUCUUUCAUUUGGUUGAUACAGUUGUCAUUAUAUUGUGUUUGAAAGUAUGUACACUGUUGUAUUAUUUUUAAAUAUUAGAUAAACAAAUAAACACAAUAAGUUUUUGACAUUGAUAAAAAUUAUUAUGAAAUAAUUUAUCCUGUUCUUUGUUAGCAUUAAAACUAACCUAGCACAUAUGUAUUUUUUGUGUGCAAAAAUUACAACAUUCUAAUUACAGCAUUAUUGUGAAAACAAAUUUUGAAAAAUAUAAUUGAAAAACAUUAAUAUGUAAUACAUUUAGAUCUUAGUUAAGGUGUGUUAAUUGUUGUAUGUAAAAUGCAUGAGUGUGAGUGAUGAAGUCUGAUUGAAUCGUAAAUGUUGUGGUGGACAAUAUUCUGUGUAAAGGACUCCCAGUUUUUGUAUGUUGACAAACCUAUUAAAGAUUCACAACAGAGGUAGUUGAAGAUAUAAGAAGACCUGCACCGGAUGCUGACAGGAAAUCGAAGACUGCACUCCUCCUAGGCUGAAAAGAAUGGGCGAUAUUGGCCAAGACUGCCAUUUCUUCUACAAUUCUUCGUGUAUCAAGGGUUCUUCAUGUCCGUUCCGGCAUGUGGAAGAGGCCAGAAGUUCAACAAUUAGCUGUCCUCAGUGGUUACAGGGUGGAUGCCUGACUCCAAAGUGUCCAAAUAGACACCCUGAACUGAAGCCUGUCUGUUACUAUGAGAGCCAGCCUGGGGGGUGCACUCGGCCAGCCUGUCAGUUUAGACACACACUGCCACGUGGUACCAGGAAUGUGAUAGCUGCCAUUCCAGGUCCCCCCUUGAUUGCCAUACCAGUUACACAGUCACAUGCUUCCAUGCCUGCUGUGUGGCCCCCUCGCGGCCCCCCUCCACACCUGGUUCCAGGCUGGCAUGGUGGGCCCCCUCCACCACACAUGUACAGCCACCCUUCUCCAGUGCCUGGGUUCAGACCCUUCUUAUCUGGCAGGCAUCCAGUGCUCCUGCCUGGUACACCGGACCACCGGUUCAUACUGGACCAGUCAGGCGAUGUACAUAUGUUGCAGAUUGAGCCGAUUAUUAUAAACCCAAAUGAAGAGUCAGACCUUGAGACCUCGCCUGUAAAGGCCAGCAACAGGACAGUUGCCCCUCCAAGCAUGGCAGUGUUGCCUCCCUUCUCACAACAAUUGUCUUCUAGUCAACCGCCACCACAGGUGAAUAAUCCAUUGGACUACUUUCUUAAUGCCAAGCGUUAUGUGCCAGCAGGCAACAGUGCAUCUCAGGUAUUCAACAGGUUACCCAGUCCUGUCAGUCGAUCACCGCUGUAUCACCGGUCAGAUUCACAGAGCCCUGUGCGCCGGUCCCCUAGGGGCUCCCUUAGUCCCAGCCCUUCAAGACAGAGGUCUACCAGUAUGGAGAGGUUUGAUGGUGGCGUGAGGCGGCGCUCGGGGAGUCUCGACAGGAGCCGUAGUCCACCAUGGAGGGACAGGAGGAGGUUCGCACCUCGACGAUGUAGCAGGAGUCCCCAACGCAGCAGGCGGUCCCGGAGCGCUGACAAGGGGAGAGGUAGUGGGGGGCCUCAAGACAAACUGAGUCGCAACUGGGUGGGCGAAGUUAGAGAGCCCAAGCUGGAGGAGGUCAAGGUCACCGGACGCAAGAUUAUCUCCAUAAAAAAGAGCGCCCAGCAAGAGAAGUCAGUGGAUGAGCAGACGAAGUCUGACGGUGAGAAGAAAGAUGAUGUUACUGUCAGCAAGGGUCCAGAUCAAGAAGCUGACAAAGAUGAAGCAGCGAAGGAGGAAGUUAAAUCAUUGGAAGAGAUUUAUAGAGAGAGGGCACUGCUUUCCAUGAUGGAAGCCAAACGAAAGAAAAUUCUAGAAAACAAGCGUAAAAGGUGGGAAAAUGUUAGUAAAAAGAUGUCAGAAUCUGAGAAGUCAGACAAAUCUGGACCCGAGUCUCAGGAUGAGAAGAAGUCCCAAGCAUCUGUAGAUGAGAGAGGUGACAAUCCUGAGCAGGAGGUUGAUGGUUCCAGUGAGACCGGUAGUGGGGAUGGAUCUGAUAUCGACUUCACGGCAGACGUGGAUGUGGAAAUAGCGGAGGGAGAGAUAGAGAACAUGGGAGAGGAGAGUGGUGGAGACGAGCUGGAUCAAGCUGAAAAAUCUUCAAAGCCGAAUACAAAGACCAAGGGCAACAGUUCACAACAAGUGAAACCUAGUAUAAAGUCUCGACUAGGUCUUAAAUCAACCACAGCCCGUGUUGAUAAAGAUAGAAAAGAAAAUCAAAGUCAAAAUGCAAAGCCUGUGUCAAUUAAAGCAAGACUUGGACUUAAACCCAGUGGAGAUUCUCAACCAAGAAGCGGAGUUAUCAAACUUUCAAAAGUGUCUAAUAAGGGAAGUGUUUUGUCGAGAAUCGGCAAAAUUGGUGAUAAUCAGAAAAGUCGCGGUAAAAUAGAAAAUAAAAAUAUUUUGAUGGUUCCACAGAUAACUAUAAAAAAUCAAUUUGUUGAAGAAGAAAAAAAAAAAAUAAGUUUGAAAGAGAGACUUGGAUUAGUUGAUCCUAAUGAUUAUGGAUCUGAAUCAAGGAAAGACAGGAAAAAGAAGAGAGACUUAGAUGAGGAAUUGAUGAAGUUGAUAGAAGAAGAGGACAUAGAUGUUACAUAUGAGGAGCUUCAAGAACUGUCAAAACGGGACAAGAAAAAGCUCUUAAAGAAAUUGUUGCAGCAACAGGGACGAGAGGCUGAAUAUGAGGAAUUUCGAAAGAAGAAAAAGAAGAGCAUUAAGAAGAAGAAAGAGAGGAGUGAGAAUGAUGAAUCUGACAGCCAAAAUAGAAGGAUAAAGAUAAAAGGUGACUCUGGGAGGGUCAGUGAAGGUGAGGAAGUGAGUGUGGCAGCUGCCUGGAGUGAUGGAGAGGAGGAGGAAGAGUUGGCAGAGGAGGAGGAGGUGUACCUGGAGGAAGAACUGGAGGAAAAUACUGAGCCCAACGAACAUCCUACAUCAGGAUCAAAACAAGAGUCUGUGGAACGGGUACAAGAAUCAGAAGAUGUGAAAUCUGUAAGCCCAACUCUGGUGGGUGACCUAUCUGGUAAGACCUUAGAGCAGCUAGAGCAGAUGCGGGCGGAGAAGAGAGCCCGUCUACAGGAGGCCUUGGAGCCCGUUUCCCUGGAGGAGAUCAGGAAGCAGAGAGCAAGCAAGAGAGCUCAGGGUGAUGACAUUGGAGCCAUAAAGAUAUCAACUGUCAAAAAUGAGCGGAAAAUAGUUCUGAACAAGGAAGAACAAAGGUCAACUGAGAACCCUGAGCCAUUAGUGCGGGUCACAUUUGGAAGUGUAGAGGCCCUGCAAAAAAGAACACUUUCACGACUUGGGACUGAUCCCUAUCAGCCACAGACUGCCAAUAAUGUUGUGAAAUUGGGUCAGGCCAGGCGCGAACGUCAGAUCUAUGUACCACCAUCAAAGAAAACUGAUGAGCCUGUGAAGCCUGCAGUGAAGCCGAAAAUCAGCAGAGAAAUCGUAGACUACAGUGACAUGUUUCCAAAGAAAACUACUGUUCCAUCAACAUCCACAAGUAUCAAACUAUCGAGGGCUGGCGCAGAGGUAGAGACCAGGCCGCCUCUCCGAUUACAAAAAGGACCACCAAAAGUGGAUGUGAAAGAUGCCACGGUGAAGACAUUUGCUGAGAUCAUGGCUGAGAAGAAGCGGAAGAGACAGCUGGCCCAGCAGGCCUCGCCACAGAAAGCAUUCAGACCCAUCAGCCUGGACGAUGAUGAUUCCAAUCAAAACACAAAGUCUGGAACUGCUGAUCGGCUAUCACCGCAAGAGCUGCCAUCUCAUGGGGAAUCUAAGAUCAGUACUGACCAGCCAUUCACCAGUCCAGUGAAGGCACGGAAUGUCAACAAGAAGACACCAGUCCUGACAGAAUCCAAACUCUCUAGGUGGAAGAGGCACAAAUCAAAUGAACAGCAAGCAACACAGUCGGAGAGCACUUCACCAGUAAUAGUCUCUGAGAUGGACGCGUCUGUUGUACCCACAAUAGUUAAAACAAGCACUAUAAUUAAAGAUACCACUGAAAAUUUGUCAUCAAAUGCAAAGACUUUAGAAACACCCUCAAGAACUCCACACGUGACAGAGAGUGAACCCCCCACUGUUGUGUCAGCCCCAGCAAUAAAGAGGCAGGCCUCUGAACAACCGGUCACUGAAAGUGUAUCCAAAGAAAAGAAGGCCAAGCUGUCAGUCACGUUGGAUUUGGACGAUGAUCUGCUGAAUCUCAGUGACGAUGAUUUCCAAUUGGAUGAAAAUCAAGACCACGAUGAACUUAUGAAAGAAAUUGAUGAACUUUUGUCAUAGCAUGCUUUUACAUUGUUACUGAUGUAUUGGCAUUUUAAUGCAUGUCACAUAAUGAAUGUCUAUACAUUGAUUGGUGAGUUAUUGUAAACAUAUGGUAAAUAAGAAUGUUAUUUUUGUUUAAAAAUGUUAAGUAAACAAACACCAUAUUUAUUUCAAAAGUAUGUACAUGUGUAAAUGAUUGCAUCAAGAAGUGCUUAUGAUGAAUAAAGCUAAAGAAGUCA